CAAACCUGAACGCUUCCUGCUGUCGAAGGCAACCCGGGAGUACGUCCAAUAACUCCGCCCUUGGAGCCCACGAUCCUGUACCGUCACAAGAGCAAUUCUGAAAGAAAAUGAAUAGAUCUCUUCAUCUCUCUGAAUCCUUCGUCAUCAGUUGUGGCACAGUUACCCUCGAUAUCGAUCAAUCUAAAGUCCUCGUCAUCUACUUGAGAAAAACAGGUGAAUAUUGCCUUCCAAAGGGGAGAAAAGAUGUGGGGGAACAGCUCGAAGCAACAGCCGUUCGCGAGACGUACGAAGAAACAGGAUACACCAUUGAGCUACUACCCCUUCAGUUGACCACCCUUGCUACCCUCCACGGGAAUGAUGAUGUCCGAUCUGCGAUACCUGGAGGGACAACGGAACCCGUCGCUGUGACGCAAAGGACGACUCAGGGUGUGCUGAAGAUCAUCUUUUGGUAUGCGGCACGAGGCGAUUCUUGCGCCAUACCCCAGAUGAAUACGACAGAACAAGACGACGAGGAUUUUGAUGCCGUCUGGUGUCCAAUGGAUGAAGUAGUUCGGUUGUUGACAUUCCAUGAUGACAAAACGAUCACUGCAAGGGUCAUCGAGGCAGCUCGUGGUGGGGGAAGUGGAUCUAAGAGAAAUUGUGCCGUAUCUACAUAAUCUACUAUUCUGACAGAAGGCGCGCCUUCGGCGACAAUGCG
This is a messenger RNA of Suillus paluster, 697 nucleotides long. Its product is annotated as NUDIX hydrolase domain-like protein. Gene Ontology annotation, biological process: ATP biosynthetic process; AMP biosynthetic process. The coding region runs from base 108 to 656 and encodes 182 amino acids. The record is from RefSeq and is a predicted model, not a curated record. Lineage: Eukaryota; Fungi; Basidiomycota; Agaricomycetes; Boletales; Suillaceae. Gene Ontology annotation, molecular function: bis(5'-nucleosyl)-tetraphosphatase (asymmetrical) activity. The transcript is spliced from 3 exons.